Molecule: messenger RNA, 420 nt
Organism: Malassezia vespertilionis
Lineage: Eukaryota; Fungi; Basidiomycota; Malasseziomycetes; Malasseziales; Malasseziaceae
Gene: PAM18
Product: mitochondrial import inner membrane translocase subunit TIM14
Exons: 4
Coding region: 1-420 (139 amino acids)
Biological process (GO): protein import into mitochondrial matrix
Cellular component (GO): PAM complex, Tim23 associated import motor
Molecular function (GO): ATPase activator activity
Source: RefSeq, a predicted model, not a curated record
AUGCUUUCGCACGCGCCACUGUUGCGCAGGGGAGCGUCGACCAGUGUGCGAAACCUGUCUACUUCGCCAUUCCGUCCAAGCUCGCCGCAGCUACUGCAGGCGACGCAGCGGAAUGAACUGGCAAUGCCUGUUAUUAUCGGAUGUGCUUUGAUUGGAGCUGGCCUGCUCGCGAAGCUGAGUAUGGGCUCCAGUUCUGGUUCGAGCGGCAAGUGGGUAAAAGGCGGGUUCCAGUCGAAAAUGGACAGGAAGGAAGCUGCACAGGUCCUUGGACUUCGCGAGGCGAGCGUUACAAGGAACAAAAUCAAGGACUCGCAUCGUCGUAUGAUGAUUGCGAACCACCCCGAUCGCGGUGGCUCGCCCUACCUUGCGAGCAAAAUCAAUGAGGCGAAGGAUAUCUUGGAACGCAACACGUCGCGCUAG